Adineta steineri is the source of this 1041-nucleotide messenger RNA. Lineage: Eukaryota; Metazoa; Rotifera; Eurotatoria; Adinetida; Adinetidae. The record is from the annotation of a GenBank genome assembly.
AUGAAUGAAAAUGAAAAACAAACAGAUGUUUUAAAUGAUAUUAAUAAUCAAUUUAAAGAAUUAAUAGAAUUAAUUGAUAAAGAACAAGAUUCAUCGUUUUCAAUAGAAUAUUUCGAUCGAUUAAGAAAUAAAAAACAAAAUUCGAAGACGAAGAAAAAAAAAUGGUUUAUAAUCUGUUUGAUUUUAUUAUUAUCUAUUUCUAUUUAUUUUAUUCUAUUAAAUGAUGAAUUAAGUUAUAAUAUCUAUUUUACUUUAUUAUCAUUUAUUCGAUUAAUACUUAUUAGAAUUCUUCCAUUUUGGGAUUGGACAACGAUUUAUACAAGUCAAUGUUUUCUUAACAAUCCAUUUUAUAAUAAUUCAUUUGAAUUAACGGAAUGCAAUAAAUGUAUUAAUACAACGAAAAUAAUAACACAAUCAAAUAUAACAUUUUUUAAUUUUACAAAAAAUAUUUAUCUUAAUCAUUUACCUGUUAUCGUUGAUGAUGCUACAGAAUCCUGGCCAGCAAUAAAAGAAUUAACAGUCAAAAAAUUAUUUAGACUGUUUACUGAAGAUCCGGUGUUAUCUGAAUACGAUCUCUGUUCAUUUGAAACAAAUGUUCAUGGUUAUAAUGAACCUGGGGGUGCUGAUAAACUAUUUAAUAAUUAUCUUAGUGGAAAUCGUCGUCCAUUUAUGGCCCAAUGGAAUAAUUGUAAACGAGAAGCAUUGAGAAUAAUUCGAGAAUACUAUUCUAAACCUUAUUUUUUACCAUCAUCAGUUGGUCAAACAUUAACGGGAAAUUGGUUUUUUAUAUCUUCUGGUUUAAAUAAGGAAACAAAUCAUUUACAUAGAAUUCCAUUACACAAUGAUUGGAUAUGGUUAGCACAAAUUCAAGGUUCUAGUUUAAUUCAACUUCGACCAAAACAUCCAUGUGAAAAAACAUGUUCAACAUUAAAGUCUAUUAAAUUAAAUCAUGGAGAUUUACUUAUUUAUUCACAUUUAUAUAAUGGAUUUUAUAAUCCAUUGAAUAAAGAAACAAUUUUAUUAGCUCAAGGUGUUGAUUAA